Messenger RNA from Phycomyces blakesleeanus NRRL 1555(-), 1073 nucleotides. RefSeq lists its product as hypothetical. Bases 31 to 714 code for a protein of 227 amino acids. The record is from RefSeq and is a predicted model, not a curated record. The transcript is spliced from 9 exons. NCBI's taxonomy places the organism in Eukaryota, Fungi, Mucoromycota, Mucoromycetes, Mucorales, Phycomycetaceae.
AUUCUUGAUAUUAUUAUUAUUAUUUUCGAAAUGGCAAAUCGCACACCUUUAGAGCUUGAACAGGACAUUGCUGCAAUCGAUCAGACUCUUUCAACAGUCUCUGAGAUCCGGUCAUCCUUACACUAUUUCACCCGGCUUAUUCAAGCAGAAAAGAAAGAGCCACAAUAUGUACAGAACUUCAGUAUCCGCCUUAAUGCAAUCAAGAGAGAACUUAACAAACUCUCGAUUGAGAGUGAAGGUCUCCGAGGCCCUCUAGAAUAUGCUCAGCAAUUGUCAGGCGCUGGUAAUUUUUCGUGGCCUAUGAUUAAAGAGGCAGCAAGCAAAGAGGCAGGAGACGAAGAUAUCGCAGACGAGAAUAAUUCGGACAAACAAAAGGAGGCAGGAGCGAUGAUCAAAGAAAAGGCAGAAAGUGUUCUUGGACAACUUUCUUCAGUUGUUUUGGAUAGAGCCCAAACUCAAAAACCAAAUCGAUUCAUCACUUCCCAUAUCCAGUAUUGGAUGCUCAACGACAAACCGACAAACCUUGGAAUGAUUGUGGAGAUCGAUGAAGAAGAAAAGGAGACCUUGGUAGGCUCAACCUGCCACAUCAAAGUCACCGUACAAAAAGUAUUGGUAGCUUCAUUAUCUUUAGAAUACGAGAGCAAAUCAAACACUUUGAUUCUUCAACAAUUUGAUAUCCGUGGACCAAGAGAAGAGCCGCUAAUUAGUUUAUAAUAGAAAUCUGCUUGGCAAGAAUCGGAUCACUUUGUUUUCCAAAAGAUCAAUAUGUUGGCUAAAGAUGCCUUUGGAGAUAUGACUACUUUGUCAGCCAAGGAAGCGCUCUCGAGCAUUUUGCAAUGGUUGGCAAGCUAUCAUAAUCUUUUCGUUGAGCCUUGUUAUCGCUGUCACAAGCGUCUUCAAUUUGAUUCUCCUCACUAUAAGCAUCUACCAGCUGUUGUGCGUACCUGGGUACAAAGAAGACCAGAGAAAGAGGCAGAAGAAAGAUGGAUGGUCUACAGGACAAUUGGCCUUGCUUAUCAUAUGCGUUGCUUUAUGGAAACAACAGAGAUGGCGGAAUAAUAAUAAUAAAGAGC